AUGGAGACAUUUUCUGCUCUCAGUGUAGCAACAGCUCUUUGCCAAUUUCUUGACUUCACAACGAAGAUUGUUUCAGGGGCAUGGACUAUCUAUAACGCCGAUCCUGGUCACGACAGUGAACCCAACUCCCACUUGCGGACCAUCACCGGGAAUCUAACAAAGCUCAACGAUGAAAUUCGGGAGUCAUUGCACCACCCAGUCGGACAGCCAUUAUCCGCGACUAAUGUUUCGACCUUGGAGCUAGGCAGAAAAUGCAACAAUCUAGGGGACCGCCUAACUCGACGCACUGGACCGCUUGCAGAAGCGACAAAGCCCGAAACGAGGGCCUGGGUCAGUUUUGUUAUCGCGUUACGCACAGUCUGGGAUGCAGGCAAGAUUGAGGCGCUCAAUCGAGAUCUGCAACUUUUCAGACAACAAAUUAUAAGGCGUGGCCCCAAGCCUCUGUUAACUGCAUCGUUCUUCUUCUGGAACUCAGGUACUGAAAUGCAGAUGUCAUACGAAGGCCUUGCUAGAUCUUUGUUGUACCAAAUCUUGGUGCAGGUGCCGGAGCUCGUUCCUGUUUUACUGUCUCACAGAGCCUUAGAUGGGAUCCUGUUUGGUGAUUACAUUUUUGGAAAAGAGGAUUGGACAUCCGGGAAGCAAGACUGGACGUGGGCGUGGAACGAGCUCAUGGGAGCUCUCAAAACCUUGCUAGUUCAAAUCACAAGGACACACAAGAUAGUGGUGUUCAUCGAUGGCAUGGACGAGUUCAGAGGAGAAUCUCGAGAACUCAUCGACUUCGUCAAGAAACUUGCGAUCCCUGGAGUCAAAGCAUGUGUGUCGAGUCGUCCAUGGAACCAGUUCCGAGGCGCCUUCGAGCAUGGUCCCCAUCUUCGGGUCGAGCUGCUUACUUCCAGCGAUAUCAAACAAUUCGUUACGACGGAUCUAACGAAGAGCGCAGCCUUCUUGGACUACGAGCAAAGUAACCCGGGAUACUCGGCCCGGCUGAUUCGAGACGUCUGCGAUAAAUCUGACGGCGUCUUCCUUUGGGUUAAUCUCGUGACCAAGUCUCUCAUCGAGGGCCUUUCUGACGGGAAAAAAGCCGUUGAGUUACAGGAACGCCUUGAGAGCCUUCCGACGGACCUCGACUAA
Macroventuria anomochaeta is the source of this 1131-nucleotide messenger RNA. RefSeq lists its product as uncharacterized. Lineage: Eukaryota; Fungi; Ascomycota; Dothideomycetes; Pleosporales; Didymellaceae. The record is from RefSeq and is a predicted model, not a curated record. The transcript is spliced from 2 exons. Bases 1 to 1131 code for a protein of 376 amino acids.